Molecule: messenger RNA, 1647 nt
Organism: Cyprinodon tularosa
Lineage: Eukaryota; Metazoa; Chordata; Actinopteri; Cyprinodontiformes; Cyprinodontidae
Product: solute carrier family 35 member F5-like
Exons: 14
Coding region: 184-1617 (477 amino acids)
Biological process (GO): regulation of peptide transport
Cellular component (GO): membrane
Source: RefSeq, a predicted model, not a curated record
AGUCCGAUAGCUAGCCAAUGAGGAAGCAGGAGGAAAUGCUAAUGUUUACAAGCAGUCAACAGGCUCCAGUUUCCUGCUAAAAACACCGAUUUCUGCGGCUGGAUGGAACAUUUCUAUCAGAUCAUGUCUGAAGUUAAAUGAAGGAGUUUGACAAUCUGGUUGUGGUGUCUCCUCAGCGCCCCCAUGGACUGGGUGUUUGUCAUGAACCGGAUGGGCUCUCAGGGCAGCUCCUCCUCCCAGCGGAGGCGGAUGGUUCUGGGGGUUCUGAUCCUCCUGCUGGUGGAUGUCAUCUGGGUGGCUUCAUCGGAGCUCACCACGUACAUCUUUAAGCAGCAGGAGUACAACAAGCCUUUCUUCAGCACCUUCACCAAGACCUCCAUGUUUGUUCUGUAUCUGCUGGGCUUCCUGCUGUGGCGGCCGUGGAGGCAGCAAUGCACCGGAUCGCUGAGGCGUCACCAGUCUGCGUUUUUUGCAGAUGCUGAGGCUCACUUCGCCCCUUGUGCCGCCGACAGCCCCGUGAACAACUGCUUGAGUGAGCCGCUUUAUGUCCCGGUGAGGUUCCAGGAUGCAGCUUCUGACCCAUAUGACCGUUUACCUGCAGACGCUGAAGCUGCCUCCAGAAAGCAGCGGGUCCGUUUCAGUAACAUCAUGGAGGUCCGCCAGCUGCCACCCACUCAGGCCCUGGAGGCCAAGCUGUCCCGCAUGUCCUACCCUGCUGCCAAGGAUCAGGAGGCCUUGCUGCGUACGGUGGGGAAGCUGACCAUCACUGAUGUGGCGAAGAUCAGCUUCUUCUUCUGUUUUGUGUGGUUCCUGGCCAAUCUGUCCUACCAGGAGGCUCUGUCUGACACACAAGUGGCCAUCGUCAACAUCCUGUCCUCCACCUCAGGCCUCUUUACGCUCAUCUUGGCGGCCAUCUUCCCGAGUAACAGCAGCGACCGCUUUACGCUGUCCAAGCUGUUAGCCGUAGCUCUCAGCAUGGGGGGUGUUUCUCUGGUGAGUUUGUCCAGCAUGGAGAGCCCUGAUGACAAAGGAGUUGUAGGUUCCCUGUGGUCUCUGGCGGGCGCCAUGCUGUACGCCGUCUACAUAGUGCUGAUCAAGAGAAGGGUGGAUCGGGAGGAUAGGCUGGACAUCCCCAUGUUUUUUGGGUUUGUAGGUCUGUUCAACCUGCUGCUGCUGUGGCCCGGCUUCCUCCUGCUCCACUACUCGGGCUUCGAGGCCUUUGAGCUUCCCAGCCAGCUGGUGUGGAGCUACAUCCUGAUCAACGGCCUGAUCGGGACGGUUCUGUCCGAGUUCCUCUGGCUGUGGGGAUGUUUUCUGACCUCGUCUCUCAUCGGGACUCUGGCUCUGAGCCUCACCAUCCCGCUCUCCAUCCUGGCAGAUAUUUGUCUGCAGAAGGUCCAUUUCUCCUGGUUGUUCUUCGCUGGAGCCAUCCCCGUCUUCCUCUCCUUCUUCAUCGCCGCUCUCUUGUGUCACUACAACAACUGGGACCCCGUCCUGCUGGGCCUGAGGAGACUCUACACUUUUGCUUUUAGGAAACAUCGCAUUCAGAGACUAGCAGAUAACCACGAGCAGAGUGAGAGUCUUAUUCCACUACACACCGUUUCACCUCAUGACUGAUGCUCCUUCCUCAAGGUGAGUGUUUCCUCC